Messenger RNA from Trichoplusia ni (cabbage looper), 2439 nucleotides. RefSeq lists its product as uncharacterized. The record is from RefSeq and is a predicted model, not a curated record. Lineage: Eukaryota; Metazoa; Arthropoda; Insecta; Lepidoptera; Noctuidae. Bases 223 to 1992 code for a protein of 589 amino acids. The transcript has 2 exons.
UCAAUUACAACAAGUACAGUGAUCACGUAGAUAACACAUAAAUCAAAACAGGUAUUCCAUACCUUAAUUUCAGCGUCCGUAAAUAAAUCUCGUCAAUAAUAUUUAACUAGGGCGGCUAUUCGGUAACAUCAGUGUCGGCCGUGCGCUUGAAGUGUAUGGUUGUGUCAGAAAGUGCAUUGAGGGAGAGUGCAACGUGUCAUCUGCGAGAUCACUACGUACAAGAUGGCACAAAGGUCAGACGUCCACAUUGCGCGUUGGCUUGAGGAGGAUCGUGAGGAAGACUUUAUCGACGGACCAGCCGGUUCUGAUGAUGGUACGGACUAUGUUGAAGAGGUUCUAGACAGUUCUGGAAGUGAAUACAGCAGCGCAUCAGAAGAACCUGCUGACGUCGAUGAUCUUGACUGGGAGACAAUCUUCAAUGUAAUAGAAGGACCCAGCUCUCAAUACUAUCUAGGUCUUGAAGGCACAAAAUGGAUGAAAGAGCCGAUAGAAGCAAGGCUAAUCCUUCAAAGUGACUAUAACGUAUUCAUUCAAGCUGGACCCCGAGACUACGCUAGGACCAGGAGAACUCCCUCAGAAUGCUUCGAUCUAUUCUUCGAUGAAGACGUUAUCUACAUGAUUACCAAAUUCACCAAUGAACGUAUCAUUAAAGAACAAAAGAAGUUCGCCAGGGAGAGAGAUGCGAAGCUCACCGAUGAGGUGGAAAUAUAUGCACUUUUAGGAAUUUUGUACUUAAGUGGAAGUACAAAAUCAGGGCGAGAAAAUUUCUUGCAAUUAUUCGAUUCCAAGAGAGGAACUGGAAUGGAAGCAAUAUAUCUUACAAUGAGUGCUCAAAGAUACAGGUUUCUAAUGAAGAAUCUUCGUUUUAGCGAUUGCUCAAAUGAGCGUACUUCGGACGAUAAGUUGUCACCAAUCAGGAUUUUGCUGCAAGUAUUGAUAAACAAUUUUCAAAAACAUUAUACUCCAGGUCAUGAAAUGGCGUUGAGCCACACAAUGAUACCUUUCAAAGGAAGAUGUGGAUUCCGUCACCACGUGCCGAAGAAACCAUUUAAGUAUGCACUAAAAAUGUUUAAUUUAGUGGAUUGCUAUUAUCCGUAUACUUACAAUUUGGAACUUUAUUUGGGUGAAAAUCCAGGGCCUUAUGACAUAGGUUAUAGCAAAUUAGACACUAUGGUUCGAAUAACUGAUCCUAUUCAAGGAGAAUAUCGGAAUUUGACUUUAACUAACUAUUUCACAUCACUGGAGUCUGUUGAAAUGCUGUUUGAUAAAAAAAUUACAGCGGUGGGCUCAAUCAAACCAACUAAAAAAGAAGUUCCUAGAAUAUUUAGAACGGUUAACGACAAGAUGUUGUACAACUCGCUUUUUGGUUUCGGCCAUGCCGCUACCUUGGUUCAAUACAUUUGCAAGCCCGAUAAGGCCGUUCUCUUGCUGUCAUCUAAGCACAGUGAUUGCUCCAUUGAUAUGAAUUCUGGCCUUACUUUUAGGCCUGAUAUAAUGACUUAUUACAAACGCACUAAAAGUUCUGUGGAGGUUUUGGAGAAGCUUUGUGCUAGAGGCGAUGUCACAAGGAAUUCCCGUAGAUGGGCACUGACAGUGUUUUUCCGCCUGAUGAAUAUAGCUGCUGUAAAUGCGCUAUGCGUAUAUACUAUCAAUAAGAGGCAGGAGCGAGUUGUGCGCCGUGAGUUCCAGAUAGAGAUGGCUCUCAGUAUGAUUAGGCCGAUGAUACAGAGGAGGAUGCACUCUGAUAACAUACCGAAGAUUGUGAAGCAGAAAAUGUGUGAGUUUCUAAAUGUUCCGAUACCGAUAGAUGUUGAGCUGCAAAUUGAUCUAACUGAUCACGCGACCUGCACCAGAACUGGGCCAAGAGGAAGAUGCCAUGUUUGCCGACGCGCACGUAGCAACAAAACAACUCGUGAAGUUUGCGCCUCUUGCAAUAGAUUCACUUGCUUCGCACAUAGCAAAUAUGUCUGCAAUAAUUGCUAUGGCAAGUAAAUCUUUUUUAUUUAUGUCCAGCCUCGGUCAGAUCCGACCGCUGGGCAAAACCCUCCCCAUAAUAAUAUCGAACUUAAUACUUUUAAUUAUUAACUUUAUCAAUUAACAUGAUAUACUACGAAUUGAUGUAAUUGUGAUUUAACGGGCCAACGUGAUUUAAGGCUUUGGCCUAAACUUUAAUAUUAGAAAUAUGAUAAUCGUAUAAAAUACUAGUUAACCACUACAGCGUUGUGCGCGUUUUAAGACUUUAUGAUACUCAUAUAAUCUAGUUUAGAUUUUCCGGAAAGUAGUGACUUCCCUUCAGUGAAGUUUAUUAAAUAACUCACUGUUUUUAGCGAUAUCUUGAGUAAACUCACAUUUUGACUUAUUAUAUUAGAGUAGAUUAGCGUGUAUGUUAACGUGAUUUACUAAUAAAUACAGUUCGAAACUAUUUGUUAUUUCAAUAAC